GCGCGAUCGCGGCCGCCGCCUCCCGGCUGCCCAAGAUGAACCCCAGGCUGCGGCACUGGAGGGAAGCGGCUUCGGUUCUGCUGGCGGCGGGCGCGCGAGGGCAGCGGGCGCCGUGUCCGCUGGGGCCCUGUGACUACGAGCUGCUGCUUUUACAGCGCAGCUCCCGCAGCAGCUUCAUGCCCAGCGCUCACGUGUUCCCGGGCGGUCUGGUGGAGGCGGCGGAUUUCUCGGCCGAGUGGCUGCGGCUGCUGCCCGCUACGCCGCGCUGCGGGCUGGGCGCCGUCCGGCCGCCGCCUCCGGGCAGCAGCCGCGCCCCGCUCUUCUCCACCGACCGGCAGCAGCUGGGCUCGCCGCUGCCCGGGGAGGUCGCCUUCCGAAUCUGCGCUAUCCGGGAGACCUUCGAGGAGGCGGGGAUCCUCCUACUGGCUCCGGGGGACCGGCCGCGGGACGGGAGCGGCCCGGUCCGUUCGCUGCCCGCCGAGCAGCUGCUCUCCGCGGCGGAGCUGGGCGAGUGGCGGCGCCGGGUGCAGGAAGACCCCGCGUGUUUCCUGCAGCUCUGCCGGCACCUGGGCUGCGUCCCCGACAUCUGGGCGCUGCACGAGUGGAGCAACUGGCUGACCCCGGUGGGCAGGGCGGGCCGCGGCGGGCGGCGCUACGACACCGCCUUCUACCUGUGCUGUCUGGAGAGCAGGCCGCCGCACACCGUGCAGGACGACCAGGAGAUAGCGGCCUUUAUGUGGUCAUCGCCCCUAGAAGCUAUCGAACGCUUUAAAUCUCAAGAAAUCUGGCUCGCUCCACCUCAGUUCUAUGAAGUAUGUAGACUGUGCAACUUCUCCUCACUGGAUGCCUUACACAAGUUCAGCUCCGAUCGAGCUCUAGAGGGAUGUGAACGUUGGCUGCCUGUGAUGUUAACUGCUGCAGAUGGCUUCAUUCAGCUCUUACCAGGUGACGAGUUAUACCCAGAAGAUCCAGAUUAUACAGGCGAAAAGAAACCAACAAUGUCAACAGAUAAGACAGUUGAAGAUCUCAUGAAAGAGGGUAGUAUAUUACACAGGAUAGUAAUAAAAAAUACCAACAGUGUUGCUGUCUAUGUUAAUAUUCAAGCAAAAUAUAAGCACGUGAAUCCGCUGAUGAUAAACACUGAUAGUUCAAACUACAAUAGCAGAUUAUAACCUGUUUGGUUUGAAGCUAGAAUAUGUUUAAUUACAUAUUCACUGUGUUUCUCAUCCUUUCUAACAGUUUCCGAUUAUUCAGGACAACAGACUUAAAUAUUCCUUGCCAAAGCAUUUAAUGUGAUUGUAGGUUUUCAAUUUGUAUCUAAUUCCUGGAGUCUUUGAAAUUUCAUAGUUGUGCCAGUUAUGAUGUUCAGAAGCUACUGAAAAUUUUAUACGAUCACCAACUGAAUUACCUGGAUAAACUUGAGAGUGAUUUGAUACCAGUUAUACUGAGCAAUGACCAACUUAUUCUACUUACACAUUAGUAGUGGGAUUCCAGCUGCUCUGUUGGGUCACAGAGGUCCUUUUCUUACUGAAAAUUAAGGUGUAUCACAUGUUCAAAACAAGUAUGUUUUGAGUUGAAGAAUUAUUUUACUAUUCUUCUAAACCUGUAACCUGGGUCUAGAAAUGAAUGUAGCUCCUGUUCCAAUUCAAUUGAUAUAUUUCAAAUUUUGGAAAAACAGUGUAUGUGCAUAUAUCCAGAUUUGUUAGCUAACAUUACAUUUUUUAGUGAGGGCGUGGUGAGGCACUGGCACAGCUGCCCAGAGAAACUGUGGAUGCCCCAUCCAUGGAGGUGCUCAAGGCCAGGUUGGAUGGGGCCCUGGGCAGCCUGAGCUGGUGGGGGACAGCCCUACCCAUAACAAGGGGCUGGAACUGGGUGGGCUUUGAAGUCCCUUCCAACCCAAGUAUUUCAAUGAUUCUAUGAAAUAUUUAUUACAAGCAAUAUUUAUAUUUGAUAAAAUGAAAUAAUUUAUGUUAAUGGUAAUUUAUGCAAAACGUCACUAUUUUCAAAGGUAGAGAGAAUUUAGACAUAAACUAUCAUCUAUCAGAUUGAGUGCAAACAUUCUUUUUGUUCAUUUUAACUUUUACCUUCAAGUUACUUGUAAUUUCAAAAAGAAAAAUGAAUUGUUUGGCUCCAAAAAGAUUUCCAAAAGUUCAGGAAAUAACGUACUGCCUUGGAAACAACUAUUUCCACAUUCCAGUAUCCCACAUUGUGCUUCUUAAUGUGUCUUUGAGAUUAAAAGACUUCAGAGGAAGCUCAGCUACUCUUUGAUCUUUUAUCUGGGGGAAGGGAGCAGUAAGUGGAGCAUACGGAGCUGUGAUGUGAUACCUUCUUCAUCUGGAAGGAUGACUUAAGAUUAGACAGUAAAGCUGUUCUGAAAGCUUUGUCUCAACUUUUGUUCUGUAUUUCAAUUAAAAUAAAAUUUUCUGCAGUAUUUUCAUUAUA
Molecule: messenger RNA, 2442 nt
Organism: Coturnix japonica (Japanese quail)
Lineage: Eukaryota; Metazoa; Chordata; Aves; Galliformes; Phasianidae
Gene: NUDT19
Product: nudix hydrolase 19
Cellular component (GO): mitochondrion
Molecular function (GO): hydrolase activity, acting on acid anhydrides, in phosphorus-containing anhydrides
Source: RefSeq, a predicted model, not a curated record